Messenger RNA from Microbotryum saponariae, 957 nucleotides. The record is from the annotation of a GenBank genome assembly. NCBI's taxonomy places the organism in Eukaryota, Fungi, Basidiomycota, Microbotryomycetes, Microbotryales, Microbotryaceae.
AUGUCGGUCGAUCUGGACUGGCACGCGCUCGACGCCGAGCUCACCUCCUCGGUCGUGCACUUCCUCAGCUCGGCCUUCUCCAACGCGCCCCGACCGAAUUUCAUCGGUGACAUCUCGGUCACGUCCUUUUCUUUCGGAGACACGCAACCCAGUAUCGAGGUGAUGGACGUCAGGGAUAUAGAUAAAGAGUUCUUGGAGGUCGAGGAUGAGGAGGAAGGCUUGUUGGAUAAUCCUGCGGUCGGGAAUCCGAGAACGGGGAGGGAGUUUCGAUCGUUCGAAAGGGGGAGGCAGACGAGGGACGAGCGGUCCGAAUCGGAUAGUGCACGAUCGGUGAUGGGGAAUGGCUUUGGUGUGGGGGUCUUACCGACGAUGACGUCCCAUUUGAGACCUUCGUCGGCGCUGUUCUCACCCGGACUGAACCAAACACGGUCGAUCGCUUCGCACUCGUCCCCGCCCCCGCCUCCGCAAUCGCAACGCUUUCCACACGAGGUCCGUCACGACAGACGAAACUCGAGAAGACCGUCCAUAGACUCGCAGGAAGCAGCUCUACCACCGCCUUCGACGUCGUCGUCCCCGUCGUUGCAGAUCCACCUGCGCGUCACCUACUCGGGCAACCUCUCCAUAGGCCUCGCAACCUCACUCCUGAUCAACUACCCCUCACCCAAGUUCAUGGCACUACCUCUCAAGCUAUCCAUCACUUCGUUGGCGUUCGAUGGCGUCAUGCUCGUCGCUUUUGAGGGCGAUCGACGCAGACUGCACGUCUCGUUCGUCGAUCCGACCCAGGGUCAAGGAGGUCUCGGCGUCGCCUCCCCCGGUGCGAGGCUUUUAAGCGGCGCAGUCGUCGAGAGUGAGGUCGGUCAAGCGGAUAAACAUGUACUGAAGAACGUGGGCAAGGUCGAAAAGUUCGUGGUGGACGUUGCGAGGGCGUCGUUGGAGAGCGAGUUGAUCUUUCCGUGA